AUGGCCCGCCGCAUCGUCCGCACCCUCACUCAGAUUGGCGCCUUUUUCGUGCUCGUCUGCGUGCUGGUCUUCCUAGCCGAUUCGCGCUACAGGGUAUUACCUGACUCGAUCCACUCGGCACUUCCCUCCCAUCAUGCUGGCAAUGUGAUCACGGACGUGACCAUCGCGACUUGCUCGUCGGUCAAUCCCCUAUCGACCUGCCGCCUGGAUCCUGCAAAAUGGAGUCGCAUCGAAAAAGAUCUCUACUUGGGGAGCGGCUGGUUGAGCAGUGCCUACGUGCACGUGCAGCGCAAGAAAGAAGAAGAGCUUACCGUGGAUGACAGAGUCAUCAUGGACAUUAAAAUUGGGAGGCUUGCGCCAGAGGUCGGAGACAAAGAGCAUGGGGCAUCGUGGGAGAGUAGACCUGGUGGAAUUCACAUCCUGCGUAGCAGCAAACGCCAUGACAGUGACUCUGACAAGGCCAUCACUGCUGUGGAUGUCUUGUUUGGCUCGGACGCAGUCGAUCCUAGACACAACUGGGAGCUGGCUCAGGUUCCACUUCUCUUGGAUGGUUCCAACAGUAACCGCGCUGCGAGGCUCAGCUUACGACGUGGUAGGCCCAAGUCGGAGCAUAGGAGCAUUCCCGUACCGCGUGUCCGCAAGGAUGGAAAGUUCAAGAUCUUACAGGUGUCUGAUGCACAUCUAUCUACGGGCACGGGCGUCUGUAGGGACGCCAUUGGAGAAGGAGACAGGCCCAGCACGCAUUGCGAGGCUGACCCUCGGACGCUGGAAUUUAUAGAGGCCAUACUCGAUGAUGAGAAGCCCGACUUCGUCGUCCUGUCUGGGGAUCAGGUUGAAGGACCCACCGCUCCUGAUACGCAGAGCGCAAUCUUCAAAAUCACAGCACCGUUGAUUGAACGAUCCAUACCAUAUGCUGCCAUAUUCGGCAACCACGACGACGAAGGUGGCCGCUCUUUGCGACGUUCCUCGCAGAUGGAGUUAAUGGAGACUCUACCUUUCAGCCUGAGCCAUGCAGGUGCCGAAGAAGUUGAAGGCACUGGCAACUACUAUGUUGAAAUUCUGGCUCCAAACUCCGAGCACUCGGCGCUGACAUUGUAUAUGCUGGACACUCACUCCCUCACGCCGGACGAAAAACACUACAAAGGGUACGACUGGCUGAAACCGAGCCAGAUUGAGUGGUUCCGCACCACUUCGCAGACCCUGAAAAAAAGCCAUACCCACAGCAAGUAUAGCCAUAUCCACUUGGAUUUAGCAUUUAUCCAUAUUCCCCUGCCCGAGUAUGCAGAGAAGGAGAACACCAUCGCAGGCGGCGAGUGGAAGGAGCGAGUCACAGCUCCCUCGUACAAUAGCCACUUCUAUGAUGCCCUCGUGGAGGAGGGAGUGGUCGCGGUAGGAUGUGGUCACGACCACGUCAAUGACUAUUGUGCUCUACGUCCUCAAAAACCAACAGCGCGUGAUGCUCCCGCAGAUGCGCCAGAGACACACCACCAGGGAAGGAAGAACCGCUUGGGUCCAUGGAUGUGCUAUGCGGGCGGAUCAGGGUUUGGUGGAUACGCCGGUUAUGGGGGAUUCCAUCGGCGAGUGAGGGUCUGGGAGGUCGACACUAACGCUGGGCGCUUGGAGACCUGGAAACGGGUGGAGUGCUGCGGUGAGGACACGAAGAAACGCAUCGAUGAGGUUGUGUUAGUCGAGGGAGGCAACGUAUUGGCCGAACCGUCUUGA
Messenger RNA from Ramularia collo-cygni, 1722 nucleotides. RefSeq names its product related to DCR2 Dosage-dependent positive regulator of the G1/S phase transition by controlling the timing of START. Gene Ontology annotation, molecular function: phosphoprotein phosphatase activity. Gene Ontology annotation, cellular component: cytoplasm. The transcript has a single exon. Bases 1 to 1722 code for a protein of 573 amino acids. NCBI's taxonomy places the organism in Eukaryota, Fungi, Ascomycota, Dothideomycetes, Mycosphaerellales, Mycosphaerellaceae. The record is from RefSeq and is a predicted model, not a curated record.